AUGUGGACCACGAUCGUUGCGGCGAGCUCGAGCACAAAUUACGGGAAGCACAAGCACUUCUGGCUGAAACAGAAAAUAAAUCUGACGAGUGUUCGCAAGGUGAUGGAAAAUCGUUCAUUCCAAGAUGAAGAGCGUGCAAACACGGUGGAGUCGCAGCUCAAGGAGGCACAAAUGCUGGCCGAAGAAGCGGAUCGCAAAUACGAUGAGGUGACACCAAGUGACCAUUUGCUAACUCACCGCGCGAGGUGCCCAUCAACACUCCCCCGUUCUGUUGUUUGCUUUGAUUGCCACUACAGCAGCAUGCGCCUUUUGUUUAUUUAUUUACUCUCCCUCUCUCUGUGUUUACUUAAUUAG
Molecule: messenger RNA, 354 nt
Organism: Gongylonema pulchrum
Lineage: Eukaryota; Metazoa; Nematoda; Chromadorea; Rhabditida; Gongylonematidae
Source: the annotation of a GenBank genome assembly